ACAGUAACUUCAAAUGCUCUAAACGUCGUGCUUUUCCGCGUCUUCUGCGCUAGUUUUUUACGUAAAUGUCGAUCGUUUUGAAAUCCAUCAUCACUUUGCAUUUCGCUACGUAGAAUUUUUAUAAUGUUAAAACGUGCCAAAUUCAAGUAAAAAAAAAUCCCCAAAUUUUGUUCUCAUCGACGAACCUUUUUUAAACAUGUUGAACCCGAAUUUAACCACCAAGCAACCUAAAUGGUUCGAGUCAGCGGCCAAUGUGGUACAAGGCAAUUCGAACGAAUCUCUUGAAUUGAAUAGUCCGAGCAUUAGGGAAGCUUUGGAGGAUGAUUAUUGCCUUAUAAUAUUCAUUUUCGGGUUGCUUAUUUUCAUAGGCACGCCUUUGAAUUUACUAGAGAUUUAUUUCAUUAUCAAAAAUAAGUUUCAUAAAGACGCUACGAGCGUGUAUUUUUUGAAUUUGGCCGUUACCGAUAUUGUGAAAUGUUUGAUUGUGAUUCCAUACUCGUUGAUGUCGUUACUAUACGAGAAUUGGUUCUUGGGCGAAUUCUUAUGCUAUUUUUUACCCAUGCUGCAGGAUGUUCCAGCGCAUGUAACCAUACUGACGUUUUUGAUGAUUGCCUUCGAUAGGUACCUAUUCGUACGAAACCCAGCAAAAGCUCGAUUACCAGGGUUCAUCUUCAGCACCGGAGCUUGGCUGACGGCUAUUUGUAUCGCUCUACCGUAUCCCAUUUACACAACGUACGUUAGUUUAGAGGAGCAUGUCAACGUUUCGCAUGCUGUUGGAGCUGGCAUUUGUGUAUUCGGUAUCGAUAAAGCCAUGAAGGAGUAUUCUAGAGGCAUUUUUGUUGGAAUGUUCGCUAUUCCUUUGGCUGUAAUUGUGUUUAUCUUUUACCAAAUAUAUCAAAAGCUGGAGGAACAAGAUCAGCCUAUCGUCGUCGAAGGAAAUGAAAUAAGGCUAAGGGCGACGUUCAGGAGAUAUUACAGUAUUCAUAAAUUCAAUAGAGGUAUUUUAUCGAAUCAAAAUUUGAUCAAUAGACCAUGCAGUGGCCAGAUGCGAACGGAAGAUAGCAGUAUUGCUGAUCAAUUCGAAAUAGAUCCUAAAGAAGAGGAGAAACGAGUGCAAAUGUUUUUAUGGUCGAUGGUGGGCUCAUUUACCGCUUGUUUUGGUCCAUUGAAUAUAUUCAGCAAGACGAUAUAUCCGAACUUGUACGAGACGUACGACAUGGCCUCGCAACUGGAUAAACUGUUCGUAAUCUUUUGCUGGAUCGCGUUCCUUUCAACCAUUAUUACUCCAUUGUUGGUUUUCUCCAUGAUUAUGAACGACGAAGAUAAAAAUAUUUUGAAGAGUUAUUUAAACCUGUGCAAAAGACGAAGCAGCGUGUACGACAGGAGUUUCGAAUUGGAGGAGAAUUUCGCGAACGUUGCUUACAUUUCGCAUCCGAGCGCGACUACUUUAUCUACCGAAGUCGGUGCACAGUCUGAUCGAGAUCGACCAUAUUUGAAAACUCGAAAUUGAAAUAGAAAGUAUUCUCGUCUUGGUCUCGGUUUUUUCACGUGGAUAUCGCCGUCAUCAUCGAGGUUUGUAAUUUUUUUACGCGCCAAAGUGUCAAUUUUUAAUGAGCCGUGGCAAGGUUACAAUAAUUAUACGCUCGGUGUAUUCGAAACCCCUUUCGAAAGAGUACGGAUUAUCGAUUCGACUGCGCUAAUUAGAGAGCCAUAGGAAUUACAAAUUAGAAAUGUUUUUUUUUUUUAUCGAAAUUAUCCUAAAGGUGUUGGUGUACGUAACAAAAGGUCUCUUUCGAAAAACAAAAAACAAAAAAAAAAUAUCUCUAAAAUAUCGUCAUUAUAAAUUACUAACUGAAUAAAGGUUCCCUGAGAGAGCUGAUUAUUAAUUUCGACGCUAUUCAAUCUCUCAUCGCGAGAAUAGUCGAAAUGGAUGGAUGGUCUUAUUUUGUCGAAAUUCAGUUUCUGAGAUAUCUCGAGCACAAAAUACUACUCGUACUACCUAAAUGCCAAUACCCACUUUUGUAUUUUUAUUAUUCGAUGUUAUUACCUACUUACUACAGCUUUUACCUUUUGAUGUAAUUUUUUUUUGUGUUUAUACACUUUUUUUUAGUACCAUUCUGAAUGGGAAUUUGUAUAAUAUUGAAAUUAUGGUCUUUUUAAGUGUGCUUGCUAAUGUUUGUAUAACGAGCAUUUUAUCAUACGUAUUUGAUAUUUGUACUAAUAAUUGUACUUAUUCGUUACGAAGAGUUCUGGUUUUUUGGUGUGAUCGAUGGAAUUAUCAAAAGUGUUUGUAAUUGUGAUAAAAUAUCCAGUUGCGCAGCGACGUGUUCGAGAAGUACGGACAAAUGUUGCCCCUCUCUCUUUGAACCUUUACGUAUUGCUAAAUUUGUGCUUUUUUUUUGAGUUAAUUUGAAAAAUGAACAAUAUAAUAAUUUUGCAUACCCUUUUCUCCCCCCCUCUCUGAAUGGAAGCGGUUGAAUGUUCAACAACCAGCAUCUGCGACCUUUGUAAUGUGUUGGAUUUCAUUUUUCGAUUUAUUUCUAGAGAAUUUUUGGAAAUUUGAAGUUGAAAUUUGGUUCAUUAGUCAUUUUUGAUCUUCGAAAUUCGAUAGAGUUGAAGUGUAUUUUUUGAAAUAAAUCUUUAUGGGGUCAAAUCCGUAAAUACUAACGACAUUAAAAUUAAAAACUUGAAUUGUUUUGUAGUAAAUGUGCUAGAUUGGAAUUUUUGAAGUCUUUCUUUAGAAAUUAGAAAAUUCACAGAUGUACUAAUUUUACCUAUAUUUUAGAUAAUUUGAUGAAAUUUGGAUUCAUUUAUAUUAAAUGAGUGGAAUCUGAAUUUUUGACUCAUUUGUAUUAAAUUUUUGAAAGUACAGAAAAUCCAAAAGCUACUAAUCGAUUGUGAAGGUUCAAUUUUCUGUCUCAGUUUAUGUAUUGAAUUUAAAUACCUGAGAAUUUAAAUUCAGCAGAGACAACUGAGAAAUGAGUCAAAGAAGUUUGAAGCCUUUUUUUAUGAUUUUUUGGGAACAUGAAAAUUGACAAAUUUUUUGUGAGUCUUCAAAACGGUUCGAAACGAAGGAAAAUAAUUUUUUAAAGUCAACGUUUCAGUUUCUAAUGUGAUGUGAUCUAAUUUCAAAUUACUUUAUGGAACUUGGAUUAAUUUUGAGCAUUUUUGAUAGGAUUUUAUGAAAACUGAAUAAUUUAAAAAUCGAAGUGAUUUUUGGGGGCAAAAUUUUGGUUUUUUUAGCUCACUUUGAUUGAUUUUUUAACGUUUCGUACAAAAUGAAUCUAAACGUUUAGGUCCUUUCUACGAGAUUUUUUUUUUGGAAAACCGGUGUGGGAAACGAACCAAAUUUUGAAUUUCUUGGUCAUUUUUAUGGGAUUCUUUGGAAACCAGAAAAUCCCAAAAUCUGAUCAACGUUUCAAAAUUAUUCGAAAGUGUGAAUAAUCGAUUUUGGAGUUCGAAAUUUCAGUUUUAUUCCUAAAUUUAAUGAAAUUUUGAGUUUGUAUAAAAAAUGAAGUCGAAUUUGAAUUUUUCAACUUUUUUAAAUUUUUUUAAAUGAAAUGAAACAAAUUUUGAAGAUUUUUUAUUGAAAAUUUGUGAACUCAAAAAUCUGCUGCAGGCCCCAGAAUGUCUCAAAAUUGCGACCAAUCAAUUUUGGAGGUAAAUAUUUCAAUUUUUUUAUCUCGGAUCCGUUCAAAUUUCUCUCUCGUGGGCAUCGGUCAAAUGUUGAUAUUUUUAGUAUUUUUUUUAUAAUUGAUUUCGUUGUUCAAAAUUUCAUUACUUUCUUCAUUUUGGCUUAUAAUAUUAAUUUUUUUUUAAAUGAAAAAUGGGUUCAAUUUGAAUUAUUAUUUUAUGUCAUUUUUAUUAAAUUAUCGAAAACUGGAAUUUCCAAAAAUCUGCCUCAAGCUUCGGAAUAGUUCGCAAUUGCGAUUAAUUGAUUUUAGAGGCCUUAUACCGAAAGUGAUUUUUAUCAACUUUUUUUCUGGCAAUUGAAGCAAUUUUGAAUUUCGAAGCUUCUUUUAUCAUAAAAUAUUUUGAAACUUGAGAAUUACAAAAAUUCACUGCAAGCUCCAGAAUGUCUCAUAAUAGAGACCAUCGAAUCGAUCUUAGAAGACAGAAUUUCAGUUUUCCACUACAAUUUGAUCAAAUUUUGACAAUUAUGAUGCCUAAGAAACCUGCUGAGGAACCCAAAAUGCUUCAAAAUUGCGAUCAGUAGAUUUCAGAUGAAAAAAUUUCAGUUUAUUGGUCCUAAUUUGUUUAAAUUUCAUCAUAUUAUUUUUUGCAUGGGAAACGAAGCAAGAAAUUAUGAUUUUUUUCGGGCCCUUUUAUAAAAUUUUGAAAAAAUUGGAAAAUCCGAAAAAUCUUUAAAAUUGUAAAAUGGCUUGAAAUUACGACAAAUGGAUUUUGUAGGUCAAAAUUUCGGUUUUCGCCUCAAUGUGAUGAAAUUUUACCAUUUUAUUUUGUGUAUUGGAAGAUUGUUUAAAAAUUAGAAAAAUCUGCAAAUCUGCUAAAUGAGCAAAGGAGUUGAAAUUGCGAUCAAUCUACUCGUAUCUCGAAAGUCAACUUUUCUCUGUCUAUUUUUUUUUUUUUUUUUUUUUUUUUUUGAAAUGAAAAAUGGUUCAAAAUGUAAUUUUUGUGCUAUCUUUAUUAAUUUUUCGAAAUCCUGAUAUGUAUUUCAAAAUCUGCUGAUGGCUUCGGAAUGCGUCGAAAUUGCGAUAAGAUUUUUUUGGGGAUGAAAAUUUCAUUCGUGUUUUGUCUCAAAUUCGAGUAAAUUUUGAUUUAUUUAUUCAACAUGAUGCCAAAUUUGUAUUUUCUGAGCUCUUUUUAAUGAGAUUUUUUCAGAACCAAGAAAUUGGAAAUUUUACUACAAAAGCUUCAGAGCGACUCGAAACCAUCUCUAAACGAUUGAAAAAUGACACAAGAUUAUUUUCUAAUGGUACAAAAUGAAGGGGGAUGGGGUUGGAGUGGGGGUGGGGGUGGGUAUCAGCUUUAGAUAUAAUAUAUUCAGAAGUUGGAAGUACGUACAAAUAAAUUUACUUACAUACUCUUCUGUUUAAUUUUUUUAUCCAUUUCUUAACAAAUUUGGUGCAAUCUACUUACCCAACCUAUUUGAAAUUUUUGAACACCAUCUCCUCCUCCCUCCUUAUUCUGAAAUCUCGAAUGCGUCUCUGCAGUUAUGUGUGAUCGUAUAAUUAAAAUAAAUAAUUUUUUGCUUGUUGA
Molecule: messenger RNA, 5220 nt
Organism: Planococcus citri (citrus mealybug)
Lineage: Eukaryota; Metazoa; Arthropoda; Insecta; Hemiptera; Pseudococcidae
Product: neuropeptide Y receptor type 6-like
Exons: 8
Coding region: 197-1510 (437 amino acids)
Biological process (GO): neuropeptide signaling pathway
Cellular component (GO): plasma membrane
Molecular function (GO): neuropeptide receptor activity
Source: RefSeq, a predicted model, not a curated record